Molecule: messenger RNA, 695 nt
Organism: Cucurbita moschata (crookneck pumpkin)
Lineage: Eukaryota; Viridiplantae; Streptophyta; Magnoliopsida; Cucurbitales; Cucurbitaceae
Product: photosystem I reaction center subunit VI, chloroplastic-like
Exons: 3
Coding region: 132-566 (144 amino acids)
Biological process (GO): photosynthesis
Cellular component (GO): photosystem I; chloroplast thylakoid membrane; photosystem I reaction center
Source: RefSeq, a predicted model, not a curated record
UCCAAAAUCCCAUUUCGCCACGUGUCAAAAGAAAAUCCAAUCAUAGGAUCGAAAUCCCAUUUGAAGCCUCACCUCCUCCCUCAGCCUGCAACUCCAAGUUUGUUCCUUUUCAAUCCAAAACGCAGACAACAAUGGCUUCCUUAGCAACAUUAGCCGCCGUUCAGCCGGUCACCGUAAAGGGCCUUGGUGGAAGCUCCCUUGCCGGAACUAAGCUCCCUCUCAGGCCCUCUCGCCAGAGCUUCAGACCAAAAAGCUUCAAGGCUGGUGCUGUGGUGGCUAAGUACGGUGACAAAAGUGUUUACUUCGAUUUGGAGGAUUUGGGCAACACUACUGGACAGUGGGAUUUGUAUGGAUCUGAUGCUCCUUCACCAUACAAUUCUCUUCAGAGCAAAUUCUUUGAGACCUUUGCCGCUCCAUUCACCAAGAGAGGAUUGUUGCUCAAGUUCUUGCUUCUAGGCGGUGGAGCCACAUUAGCUUAUUACAGUGCCACUGCCCCAGAUGAUGUUCUUCCCAUCAAGAAAGGACCUCAACUUCCACCAAAGCUUGGGCCUCGUGGCAAGAUCUAAUUCGCUUUCAAAUCCUUUUGCAGUAUGUAAAUUUUCUCUCUUAUCCUCCCAGUUAUGUUUCAAUUGAGAAAUUGUUAUUAUGUAAUGAAUGUACUUUUACAAAGUGUUCUUGCCAGUUUCUUUGAAAAA